This is a messenger RNA of Nasonia vitripennis (jewel wasp), 2250 nucleotides long. Its product is annotated as E3 ubiquitin-protein ligase RNF14. Gene Ontology annotation, biological process: positive regulation of proteasomal ubiquitin-dependent protein catabolic process; protein polyubiquitination; ubiquitin-dependent protein catabolic process. Gene Ontology annotation, molecular function: ubiquitin protein ligase activity; zinc ion binding; ubiquitin conjugating enzyme binding. Bases 417 to 2024 code for a protein of 535 amino acids. The record is from RefSeq and is a predicted model, not a curated record. The transcript has 5 exons. NCBI's taxonomy places the organism in Eukaryota, Metazoa, Arthropoda, Insecta, Hymenoptera, Pteromalidae. Gene Ontology annotation, cellular component: cytoplasm; ubiquitin ligase complex.
AUGACACUAUAUACCUAUAUGCUGUCCAAUCAGAAGGUUGCAGAAAUCAGAUGGUAUUUAAAGAACGAGCAGGACCGGUGUUGUUUAUGUAUAUUGUAUAUUAUAACAAGGCAUUGGCUUAAAGAAUAGUAAACAUUAUUUUAUUCAAUAAUACCGAAAAGUAAGAGUGUAACAUCGGUAUAUUCAAAUGAAGAGCCGUCGUUCAUGACAACAAAAGUCAAUCAGCGUCUGGAGCGACGAUAGUAAAUCCGUAAAAUUUCAGUUGUAUGACACAUUUGUUAUCAAUAUUUUUGUUACUUUUCAAUUAUUUAUAAUUAAAUUUGAAGCUUGCUCGUGCUCAGCAAGUUUACUAAUAUUUAAAUAAAUAUAUCUAUCUCGAAUAACCUUUGCAAAUUCGAGCAGUAUUUGCUAAGUCAAUGGACAACGAACAACAAAAAGAUGAACUUAUAGCAUUAGAAAGUAUUUACAAUCAAGAAGAAUUUUCAUAUCGUAAGGAGAACGAAUUGUACGAAGUUACCUUGAAAAUAUUCAUAAGCCUACCUGAAAAGUACUUUUUUAUAUACAAGGACAAUCGUAAAAGUGAUCAACGACCAGAGAAAGUAUACAUUUCUCAUGUGCCACCUUUAACAUUACUUAUUACUCUACCAUUGGAUUACCCAUCUACUUCACCACCACAAUUUACUCUAAGAUCUUCUUGGUUGAAUCCAUCGUCAAUUUCUAAAUUAUGCAAAGAGUUAGAUCAAUUAUGGGAAAGUAAUAAGGGCCAAGAAAUUUUGUUCACAUGGAUUGGCUUUUUACAAUCGGAAACUCUUGAAUGUUUAAACAUUCAAGAAUGUUUCAAUAUUGAUCAUGUUUAUACAUUUUAUAAAAAAACCUUGGAAAAGGCACAAAAAGCGCAAGAGUUAGCGAGUGAAGGCGAAAAAAAGAGUGCUAAUCAAAGUAGUCAAAGUAGUAGAGAGAGUGAAAAGAAAGUACAGGAUGCCUUGACUGUUGAUUCUCAUCAAAAGGAUAAAAAGACAUCUAUGAGGAAAAAGUUCAGGAAAGCUAAAAACAGAAGACAAUAUGAUCAAAGAGCCAUAGCUGAUAUUAUAGUUGGUAGAAAUCCAGUUCAAAUGUUAAUAGAUUAUAACGAAUUGCGCAAUCAAAUUGAAUUUAGGAAAAACUUCUAUUCUUGUAAAAUCUGCUUUACUGAUAAAUUAGGAGAGCAUAGUACGCAAUUUCUACCAUGUACUCAUGUAUUUUGUAAAGAAUGCAUUAUGGGUUAUUUUGAGUCUAAAAUUAAGGAUGGUACUGUAACAAAUAUUUUAUGUCCAGAAGAGAAAUGUAAAUCUGAAGCUACACCUGGUCAGAUUAAGGAUCUUGUAUCUCCUGAACUAUUUUCAAAAUAUGAUUCUAUAUUACUAAGUGCUACUUUAGACACAAUGACUGAUAUCAUUUAUUGUCCACGUAAAAGCUGUCAGUAUCCAGUUAGUAGAGAACCCAAUGAGAUAAUGGCUAAUUGCCCUGUCUGCCAGUAUGCCUUUUGCAUUUUUUGUAAAGCAGUUUAUCACGGAAUUGAACCAUGUAAAGUCAAUACAGUGGAGAAAAAGAAUCUGGUGAAAGAAUAUCAAGAAGCUACUGAUGAAAGGAAAGCCGAAUUAGAACAACGCUAUGGUAAAAAGCAAUUGCAGGUGCUUGUUGAAAAUACCAUGUCAGAAAAUUGGAUUCACAGGAACAGUCAAAGCUGCCCACAUUGCAAUGCAGCAAUUGAGAAAUCUGAUGGCUGCAAUAAGAUGGUAUGCUGGAAGUGCAACACAUUCUUUUGCUGGACCUGCAACACGAAAUUGAAUCGCGAGGAUCCAUACUUGCAUUAUCGUGAUCCACACUCUCGAUGCUUUAACAAGUUGUAUCAUGGUCUAUUGCCUGAUGAAGAAGAUGACGAUGAUGAUGAUUUUAUUGAUUUCGAUUUCGCCAUUUCUGAUGAGGAGGACGAGGACGACGAUGAUUUCGACGAAAAUGAUGUCCUCUUUGUUCUCAAUUAUUAAUUGUGUUCCAAUUGUUUCACAUAAGCAAUUAUAAUUUUAUCUUCAUUCUAAAAUUUUUGUAUAUAAAUACAAUGAUGUACAAUGUUGUAAAUUCUUAUUAUAUUCACAAAAAUAAUAACUGCUGUGCAGAACCGCUUUGUUGCUUGUAUAUUUAUUGUAAAACUCUGUAAAAAAAUUAAUUUUUAUAUUUAAUAUUUUUAAAAUACAUGGUUUUAAACUUGUUUUA